UCUCCCACCCUUCCUGCCUCGGUGUCGAGCGGGAGGAGGCGAGGCUGUCACGUGAUUGCGGUUAUUGCCUCGAAUCUCUGUGCUCCAAGCAGACGUGGACUUGACGGGAUGCAUUUGUGAGGACGCAACCAGACUUAACAAAGUUCCCAGAGGUACAACCAACUCUACAUACUUUACAUUCAUUUUGGCAUAUCGCUGUACCUAUUGUGUGACAAAUCAUUUCUCGUGUGCUACUCGCGCUGCGCUGUGAUUUUUUUUUUUUUUUUUUUUUGGAAGUCUGAAAUUGGAUCUUAAGGGCAAUUAUUUUUCUACCCACCAAUACAAACUGAGAAGGGUUUUGUCAUUAUUUGGUACCCGGUGAAGAAUGAAGAAUAAAUCCCCUCCUUAUUUCUAUUUGUCAUCCAUUUUGAAAGCAUUUGUUUACUCUGGCCUCGUUGACCUGCUCCCGACAUUGGACGCAAAGUGCUUUGUGAACGAGUGUGUCUCGUUUUUUUCUGUCGAACGUUGUCCGUUUUUCCAAGCUCACGCUGUUGUUUUCUUUCUUUGUUUCUUUCAAGCCGCAAGCAGCGAGCGGAGUCGUGUUCCGGAACAGGCGACAGACACACACACGGCUCAACGGUUACCCAAGUGACACCCGCCCCGCGGGAGAGCUCUGAGACGCCCGCCUCGGUGUGUUUUCGCCGACGAGCGUCGUCGUGUAAUUAGUCGCUGGGUGGUAACAGUCGUCAAAGUCCCUCUCGGAGCUCGGGAGGCUGCGCGGUUUCCCCCUCAGGGUCUCGCCCGGGCGCCAACGUCUGCAUUUUCGUUUGCCUCCGUCACCAUACGAGGGGCAACGCGCCUGCGAGCCCCGACGUGCACGCCAUCACGUGAGCAGCCUUCCGUUGCGCGACGAUGACUGGCCACACUCCUGAGAGAGAUCGCUCGCCCCACAACCUGUCAGUCAAGACCGGCUUGGAGGAGGAGAUCGAGAGGGCCCAGAGUAUUCGAAGCAGGUGAGAAGAACAUUUCAAUAUUCCAGACGCCGUUCCUCCCCUCACCCGUGGGCCGAAAGAACGAGAUCCGCCGAAAUGAGUUUGUCCGGGUGAGAAGCGCAAAUCCAUCCGGGAGGGGGCUCAGUGUCGAGGAGCCAGAUGAGGGGGGCAUCUGAUUCGGACGAGGUCCCGCCGGAAAGAGACCCCGAGGACGACCCGGGACACGCCGUAGAGAGACUACGUCUCUCGGCUGGCUCGGGAUCCCCUCCGGAAGAGAGGGAAGUCCGGGUAUCCCCGCGACCUGACCCGGAAAAGCGGUCGAUAAUGGCUGGAGUGACGUGACGUCGAGUUAGUUAUUCAAAAUCAGAGGCAUCCAUCCGUGUGUUUUGUGUUGCGCCUCCCUUCACGAGGGCAGACGGUGGCCUGGAGCCUCUCUGGGCGGGCGGACGGGCGCGGCAGAACCUGAACCGGUCACGUAGCGGGACGGUAGUGUCAUUUUUGUGAGCUGACCUUGCAGGGUUCCGUCCGUCUGCGACGACACGUCCUCGGAGCUCCAGCGGGUCGCCGCCCUGGAGCCUCGCGCCGGCAGCUCCAGAAACUCUUUCCAAAGGAACGGCGCCGUCUCAAGGUACAAAAAGCAGGCCGGACGACAAGGCCCAGCAAAGUAUCGGGCCCUCUUCUUCUUCACUUUGUUCAUAAUAUCAUAAUUGGCUGGUAUAGUUGAAUGGAUUUUGAAUCCUUGGGGUCAAUAAUCACAGACAUGUUAUUCAGACUUCUUUUUUUUUUUUUAAAAGAAUAGUUCUUAAAAGUCUGACAGCUUCAAUCAAAAUUCAGUUUUAAAUGAUAAAAGUAUGAGAAAACUGAAAUUGUAUUGGCGAGGCAAUAUUCUCUUAUCUUUUUAAACGAUAACUAUAUGAGAAAACUGAAAUUGUAUAUUCUAUGGAGGAAAUGCCAAUGAAAUUUAGCUGCCUCACGUACACGCCCGAAAACCACGCCAAUGAUUCCGUUUGGGAUAUGAAUAUUCAUGACUUGCUCAAGAGAAAGGAGUUCCUUCAGCAAACGGUAAAGUCUACCAAGGGUUUCAACCUCCUCCAUUCAAAUGAAUGGGGAAAUCUACCAAGGGACACAACAUAACAAAUGUACACGAGUAAAUGAAGGCAGCUGCGGAAAGUAUGCCAGGAAAUAUGAGCACGUAGACAAUGAUUUGGCCAAACCCGAGAGCACCGCGUGGAGUACGCGCGGCGUCAUCCAAACUGAACCGAUGUGGCCCAAAUGAUUGUAUUUGUCGUCCUUAUAUUAUUGUGCGUCGUGGGCCGGUUAUAUCAUUUCUGCCGACCUGAAUUUGAGCAGUAUUUGAUGAUGACUAACCCCGGAACGGCCUUACCUGUCGGCGACUGUCGCCCGUCAGACUGGUGAGUCUGGUUCUGAGACUGCGGGAGUGGGCUCACAGGAGCUUAGCGCAGGAGCAGCGGAGGCCCGACUCCUUCCUGGACCGCUUCAGGGGCCCGGAACUCGCGAAGGCCCCCAGCCGCGCCAGCGACGCGACGACGCACGCCGAGGGCAUCUUGAGGAAAAAAUGGGAUGUUUUUGUGGUGUCCCCAUCCGACGACGCUUACUACCGCUGGCUGUUCAUCAUUGCCGCGGCGGUGCUGUACAACUGGUUCCUUGUUGUGGCGAGGGCGUGUUUCGAUCGAUUGCAGGUGGCCAACUACAUCUGCUGGCUGGUGCUGGACUACGUCGCCGACGCGGUUUACGUGGCCGACACUUGUGUGCGACUUCGCACAGACGUGGCCUGGUUGGCGUCGUCGCGCAAAAGGCUUCCUUGAGCAAGGCCUCCUGGUGAAGGACCACAGCAAGCUCAGGGACAACUACGUGCGUACGCUCCAGUUCAAGCUGGACGUGGCGUCCAUCCUGCCCACCGACCUGGCCUACUUCCGCACCGGCAUCCACACGCCGCAAGUGCGCUUCAACCGCCUGCUCCGCUUCCCGCGCAUGUUUGAGUUCUUUGACCGCACGGAGACGCGCACCAACUACCCGAACAUCUUCCGCAUCUGCAACCUGGUGCUCUACAUCCUGGUCAUCAUUCACUGGAACGCCUGCAUUUACUACGCCAUCUCCAAGUCUUUGGGCCUGGGCUCGGACUCUUGGGUGUUUCCAAACGUCUCCAAACCGGAGUAUUCCUCGCUCACUCGGAGUUACAUCUACUGCCUGUACUGGUCCACUCUCACGCUCACCACGAUCGGGGAGAUGCCGGCGCCGGUUCGGGACGAAGAGUACCUUUUUGUGGUUUUUGAUUUCCUGGUGGGCGUGCUGAUCUUCGCCACCAUCGUGGGAAACGUCGGGUCCAUGAUCUCCAACAUGAACGCCACCCGCGCCGAGUUCCAGGCUCGGAUCGACGCCGUCAAACAUUACAUGCACUUCCGCAAAGUCAGCAAAGAACUGGAGACGCGCGUCAUCAAGUGGUUCGACUACCUCUGGCUCAACAAGAAAGCCGUGGACGAGCAGGAGGUGCUCAAGAACCUGCCGGACAAACUGCGGGCCGAGAUCGCCAUCAACGUCCACCUGGAGACCCUGAAGAAAGUGCGCAUCUUUCAGGACUGCGAGGCGGGACUGCUGGUGGAGCUCGUCCUCAAACUGCGGCCGCAGGUCUUCAGUCCCGGAGACUACGUCUGCAGGAAAGGCGACAUCGGCAAGGAGAUGUUCAUCAUCAAAGAGGGCAAACUGGCCGUGGUGGGAGACGACGGCGUCACCCAGUUGGCCCUCCUGGUCGCCGGCGGCUGCUUUGGAGAAAUCAGCAUUCUGAACAUCAAAGGGAGCAAAAUGGGCAACCGGCGGACCGCCAACAUCCGCAGCCUGGGCUACUCGGAUCUCUUCUGCCUCUCCAAGGACGACUUGAUGGAGGCCGUCAUGGAGUAUCCCGACGCCAGGACCGUUCUGGAGGAGCGGGGUCGCGAGAUCCUGAUCAAGGAGGGGAUGCUGGAGGUCGCCGCCGAGGGCGGCGGCCUGCGGCGGGAAGACACCGAAGAGAAGGUGGAGAGGUUGGAGUCCUCCCUCGACGGCCUCCAGGCGCGCCUUUCGCGCCUUCUCGGCGACUACGCGCACACGCAGCAGAGGCUGAAGCAGCGCAUCGCGCUGCUGGAGCGGCGGACCGCUCACACCGAGGCCGAUCCGGAGGCGCUCGCGCUUUGAGCGGCUUUUUCGAAUCAGGCGCCCGUCGUACGCUCGACCCGAGUUUGGGCGAGUGCCGCUUGAGGAAAGCGGGCCGCCAAAACGGCAAUUGGGAUACGCCGACGUCCUUGCGAGUGGCCACCGCAACCCGCGGACGGCAGCGGGAAAACGGGCAAAUGCAAGGAGCCGCUGUAGCCUCCUCCGCCUACGGCAUGUUGCUGACGAGGCCGCGCCCCCGACGCGUACGUGCACAAGUGCGCUUUACCCCAAAGCACUUCUUUCGAGAUUUAGUUUUCACGAGUCAUGAUUGCGGCUUUAUUUGUAAUAAGCUGUAAGUGGACAGACAACCCCUGGGGGAAAAAAAGAAGGGUUCGAAUCCGUCAUUUCAAAAGGAGUGCAACAGUCUCGCCCGCGCCGAAAGGAACUGGUUUGCGAGCGGCAUCGCUCAGCCGAAGGAUUUGCACCGACAACAGCGCAGUUCUGGCCCCCGAACGCCUCGUCUCGUGGGAACAGAGUCCGAGGACAGAUGCAGGAAGGUGAGCGACGCAAACAAGGCCGGCCGCCCGCCAUCAAAUUUGAGUUCAUUUUUUCCCCUCUCGCUCUCCCAAGUGUGUGUCGGAGGUAGCGGAGGCUCCGUAGCGCAGCGGUCUGGUAAACUAAAGGUCGUGAGUUCGGAUCCCGCUGGGGCCUCCGCUGCCCAAGAGGGGUUGCGUCAGGAAGGGGGCCACCUUAAUUCACCUCGGUGGUAUUUUACAGGUCGAGAUGACCCAUUCAAGAAAUAAAUCAGUCGAA
This is a messenger RNA of Syngnathoides biaculeatus (alligator pipefish), 4931 nucleotides long. RefSeq names its product cyclic nucleotide-gated cation channel-like. The record is from RefSeq and is a predicted model, not a curated record. Gene Ontology annotation, molecular function: protein-containing complex binding; cGMP binding; intracellularly cAMP-activated cation channel activity. Bases 2553 to 4160 code for a protein of 535 amino acids. The transcript is spliced from 5 exons. Gene Ontology annotation, biological process: monoatomic cation transmembrane transport. NCBI's taxonomy places the organism in Eukaryota, Metazoa, Chordata, Actinopteri, Syngnathiformes, Syngnathidae. Gene Ontology annotation, cellular component: intracellular cyclic nucleotide activated cation channel complex; plasma membrane.